Molecule: messenger RNA, 1764 nt
Organism: Lachancea meyersii CBS 8951
Lineage: Eukaryota; Fungi; Ascomycota; Saccharomycetes; Saccharomycetales; Saccharomycetaceae
Source: the annotation of a GenBank genome assembly
AUGGGAGUAAGGCCAACUACCACUAGUGCCUCGCCGACUCAGCGUGAAAUUUAUCAAAAAUCAAACAAUUCUUCUCCCUCUUUGGUGGGAUCACUUAUAAAAUCACUUAAAUCGUCUAGCUCAACAAGGCAUCACCACCAGCAAUCCGGCGCUGUAAGUGGCGACAGCGAUACCAAUCAAUCGUCACGAAAACCGCAUCAUCAUCUGGGCAGGUCACCCAGUCAAGCCGGUACAUCACAACAUCAUGGCCGUGGAGUAAGCCACAUCCACAUGAGUCCCCUCAGAAAAAGCUCCUCUGGUAGCAGCAACACCGCGAGUACCUCCGCUCAUAAGGAGAAACACCAAUCGAAGCGGGACAAAUAUUUUCGAGACCUAGAUGAAGACUGGAGUGCCGUGAUCGAGGACUAUAACAUGCCCAUUCCUGUGAUCAGCAAUGGCGGGGUCGAAUUGAAGCCCCCCGUCAACGUGGGCUUACGACGAAAGGAGGAGACAGAAUCACGGUCACCAUCGGCUGGAUAUCCAAGCUUGCCGCAUCUCAACAAGUCCCAAAGCUCAGAUCUGAAAUCUCAAUAUGAACAUGAGAAUGAACGCGAAUUGCAGGAACUGAAUUCGAUAAUGCAAAGGGUUGCCAAAUUUGACACCAUUCUGCAGCCUACAAACGGCAAUCUAAUUAAUUUGAGUGAACUUCGUCGUUUGAGCUGGAAUGGGGUGCCAAUGGUUCAUAGACCAAGGGUGUGGAGGCUUUUGAUAGGCUAUGCACCCGCUAAUAUAAAGAGACAACAAUCUCUAUUACAGCGCAAGCGGCAGGAAUAUCGGGAUGGUGUGGCGCUCGUGUUUUCGGCAGAACACACGCGGGACAUACCUACUUGGCAUCAAAUAGAAAUUGACAUUCCAAGAACAAAUCCACUCAUCCCGCUCUACCAGUUCCCUCUUGUCCAGCAGAGCUUGCAGAGAAUACUUUAUCUCUGGGCGAUACGGCAUCCGGCAAGUGGCUACGUGCAGGGUAUAAACGAUCUGGUAACCCCAUUUUACCAAACGUUUCUCACGGAGUAUCUGCAGCGAGCUCGAAAGGAUGACGUUAACAAAUUAAGUCCUGAUGUGUAUCUCACGCACGAGCAGUUGUUGGACGUUGAGGCAGACUCUUUCUGGUGUCUUGCCCGAUUACUGGAGCAGAUCACCGAUAACUACAUUCAUGGGCAACCAGGAAUUCUAAAGCAAGUCAAAAAUCUGGGACAACUGGUCAAAAGGAUAGACUCAGACUUGUACGAUCACUUUACCCAAGAAAACGUGGAAUUCAUUCAAUUUGCUUUCCGCUGGAUGAACUGUCUUUUGAUGCGUGAAUUUAGCAUGGACAUGGUGAUCCGUAUGUGGGACACGUAUCUGUCAGAGACCUCUUUGGAGUCUUCGUCCUCUGCCGUGAAUGACAAUUCUAAUGCACCAUUAUUAUUGUCCUCCGAUACUUCACUCCAGAAUUCUCCGAUUAGUGCCUACCGGGAGAAAUCAUCCUCCAACAACCUUCAAAGCAAACACAGCGCAACGGCCAGCUCAGGACAGACUUCUCUAAGUGAGUUCCAUGUCUUUGUUUGCGCAGCCUUUCUCGUCAAGUUCAGUGACAAGUUGAUCAACAUGGACUUUCAAGAAACUAUUACUUUUCUACAAAAUCCUCCCACCAAAAGCUGGAUCGAAAGUGAUAUAGAGUUGUUGUUAAGCGAGGCGUACAUCUGGCAAUCCCUAUACAAGGACGCAACUUCGCAUUGGAGGUGA